UGUGGAACACUGUUGAACUCCUACUGGUGAUUUACAACUAGUGUUUCUUUCUUUUGGGUCUACAUCCAUUUUGGUUGGGUGGUGUCCAUGCUGUAGCUGUAAUAAAACAUUUUGGAACAUUAUCCCUGGAUGCAGCAAUGAGAAAGACACCUCCUGGAACUUACUGUAAAACAUUACAGUGCAUUGGUUUUUCUGAUGUAUAGGAAUCAUGUUGACCUUGGAAUUCUAAGUUCCCUGGCUGUAGAAAUGGAAAUUUUUGUAGUGUGUCACCAUUGUUAGCUUAUCUGGUAUUGCGGAUUUUCCCUGUUGCAGGACUGGGUGAAAGCUUUUUCUGCAGCAGUCAUGUUGAAAACCUUGUGUUGACUUUCCUCGUGUUGUGAAAUGGGAGCAUAAAAGUUUACUCCGCCACUUCGUCUUAAAAUAGCAAAACUUUGCUGUUUUCUGCAGAUCUAGGACCUUGUUACAGAACUCUGCCAAAAAAAAAAAAUGUUUACAGAAGAAUGUACUGUGAUUAGAGAAGAAUAUGCUGGUGUGUAGAUUUCAAACUCUCUGGACAAUAUAAAUAACACUGUCUUUGUUUCUACAGUGGGAGCCAAGAAGAAAGGUUUGCUCCCGGGUGGAACAGGGAUUAUCCUCCUCCUCCCCUUAAGAGUCAUGCUCAAGAGAGACACUCUGGCAACUUUCCUGGCAGAGAUUCACUUCCCUUUGAUUUCCAGGGGCAUUCGGGGCCUCCCUUUGCAAAUGUAGAGGAGCAUUCUUUCAGCUAUGGAGCUAGAGACGGACCGCAUGGUGACUAUCGAGGAGGGGAGGGACCUGGACAUGAUUUCAGGGGGGCAGAUUUUUCAUCUUCUGAUUUUCAGAGUAGAGAUUCAUCACAGUUGGACUUUAGGGGUAGGGACAUACAUUCUGGGGAUUUUCGGGAUAGAGAAGGACCACCUGUGGACUAUAGGGGUGGAGAUGGUACUUCUAUGGAUUAUAGAGGUAGGGAGACAUCUCAUAUGAACUACAGAGACAGGGAUACUCACACUGUUGACUUCAGAGGUAGAGAUGCUCCUCUGUCUGACUUCAGGGGCCGGGGCACUUAUGAUUUAGAUUUUAGAGGCCAGGAUGGAUCCCAUGCAAAUUUUAGGGGAAGGGAUUUAUCAGAUUUGGAUUUCAGGGCCAGAGAUCAGGCCCGUUCUGAUUUUAGGAAUAGAGAUGUAUCUGAUGUGGACUUCAGGGACAAAGAUGGAACACAGGUAGACUUUAGAGGCCUAGGUUCAGGUACUACUGAUCUAGACUUUAGGGACAGGGAUACACCACAUUCAGAUUUCAGAGGUAGACACCGGUCCAGGACUGAUCAGGAUUUUAGGGGCAGAGAAAUGGGACCUUGUAUGGAAUUUAAAGAUAGGGAGAUGCCCCCUGUGGAUCCAAAUAUUUUGGAUUACAUUCAGCCCUCUACACAAGAUAGAGAACAGUCUGGUAUGAAUGUGAACAAGAGAGAAGAAUCCACACAUGACCGUACAAUAGAAAGGCCUGCUUUUGGCAUUCAGAAGGGAGAAUUUGAGCAUUCAGAAACAAGAGAAGGAGAAACACAAGGUGUAGCCUUUGAACAUGAGUCUCCAUCAGACUUUCAGAACAACCAAAGUCCAAUUCAAGACCAAGACAAGUCACAACUUUCUGGAGGUGAACAACAGAGUUCAGAUGCUGGUCUGUUUAAAGAAGAAGGUGGUCUGGACUUUCUUGGCCAGCAAGACACUGAUUACAGAAGCAUGGAGUACCGCGAUGUGGAUCACAGGCUGCCAGGAAGCCAGAUAUUUGGCUAUGGCCAGAGCAAGUCUUUUCCAGAGGGUGAAACUGCCCGAGAUGCCCAACGGGACCUUCAGGAUCAAGAUUAUAGGACUGGUCCAAGUGAAGAGAAACCCAGCAGGCUUAUUCAAUUAAGUGGGGUACCUGAAAAUGCCACAAAAGAAGAGAUUCUUAACGCCUUUCGGACUCCCGAUGGCAUGCCUGUGAAGAACUUGGAGUUGAAGGAGUAUAACACAGGUUACGACUAUGGCUAUGUCUGCGUGGAGUUUUCACUCUUGGAAGAUGCCAUCGGAUGCAUGGAGGCCAACCAGGGAACUCUAAUGAUCCAUGAAAAAGAGGUUACCCUUGAGUAUGUACCAAGCCCAGAUUUUUGGUACUGCAAACGAUGUAAGGCCAGCACUGGUGGGCACCGAUCGUCAUGUUCAUUCUGCAAGUGCCCACGGGAAGUGACAGAGACCAAGCAAGAAUUAAUAACCUACCCUCAGCCUCAGAAAACAUUUAUACCAGCACCACUGGAAAAACAACCCAAUCAGCCCCCAAGGCCAGCUGAUAAGGAACCUGAACCCAGGAAGAGGGAAGAAGGACAAGAGCCACGCUUGGGACAUCAAAAGAGAGAAGCAGAAAGGUAUCAGCCUCCUUCUCGAAGGGAAGGGCUCACUUUCCGAAGAGACCGCGAGAAGGAGCCAUGGUCUGGAGAGACGUGCCAGGAUGUAGAAAGCAAAACAAUCAUGCUAAAACGCAUUUAUCGUUCCACUCCACCUGAAGUGAUAGUGGAAGUCCUGGAGCCCUAUGUUCGCCUUACUACUGCCAAUGUCCGUAUCAUCAAGAAUAGAACAGGCCCUAUGGGCCACACCUAUGGCUUUAUUGACCUCGACUCCCAUGCGGAAGCUCUUCGUGUAGUGAAGAUCUUGCAGAACCUUGAUCCACCAUUUAGCAUUGAUGGGAAGAUGGUAGCUGUAAACCUGGCCACUGGAAAACGAAGAAAUGAUUCUGGGGACCAUUCUGACCACAUGCAUUACUAUCAGGGUAAAAAAUAUUUCCGAGAUAGGAGGGGAAGUGGCAGAAAUUCAGAAUGGCCUUCAGAUACAAAUCGACAAGGGCAACAGUCAUCAUCUGACUGCUACAUAUAUGAUUCUGCCACUGGCUACUAUUAUGACCCCUUGGCAGGGACUUAUUAUGACCCCAAUACCCAGCAAGAAGUCUAUGUACCCCAGGACCCUGGGUCACCUGAGGAAGAAGAGAUCAAGGAAAAGAAAUCUACCAGUCAAGGAAAGUCAAGUAGCAAAAAAGAUACAUCUAAAAGAGAUGGCAAGGAGAAAAAAGACAGAGGAAUGACAAGGUUUCAGGAAAAUACCAGUGAAGGAAAGGCCCCCCCAGAGGACGUCUUUAAGAAGCCCCUGCCUCCUACUGUGAAGAAGGAAGAGAGUCCCCCUCCACCUAAAGUGGUAAACCCGUUGAUUGGCCUCCUGGGUGAAUAUGGAGGAGACAGUGACUAUGAAGAGGAAGAAGAGGAGGAACAGACCCCUCCCCCACAGCCCCGUACAGUACAGCCCCAGCAGCGGGAGGAGCUGACCAAGAAGGAAAAUGAAGAAGACAGACUCACUGACUGGAAUAAACUGGCUUGUCUGCUCUGCAGGAGGCAGUUUCCCAAUAAAGAAGUUCUCAUCAAACAUCAGCAGCUGUCAGACCUGCACAAGCAAAACCUGGAAAUCCACCGGAAGAUAAAACAGUCUGAACAGGAGCUGGCCUAUCUGGAGAGGAGAGAACGGGAGGGAAAAUUUAAAGAAAGAGGAAAUGAUCGCAGGGAAAAGCUCCAGUCUUUUGACUCUCCGGAAAGAAAACGGAUUAAAUACUCCAGGGAAACUGACAGUGAUCGUAAACCUGUUGAUAAAGAAGAUAUCGACACCAGCAGCAAAGGGGGCUGUAUCCAACAGGCCACUGGCUGGAAGAAAGGGACAGGCCUAGGAUAUGGCCAUCCUGGAUUGGCUUCUUCAGAGGAGACUGAAGGCCGGAUGAGGGGCCCCAGCAUUGGGGCCCCAGGAAGAACCAGCAAGAGACAGUCUAAUGAGACUUACCGAGAUGCUGUUCGAAGAGUCAUGUUUGCUCGGUAUAAAGAACUCGAUUAAGAAUGGAGACAAGUCCCGCAGGACACACCCUCUUCUUGUUUUGUUUGUCUGUCUCUCCUUUUGUUUUGUUACUGUUCUUGCUGCUAGAACUUUUUUAAAUAAACUUUUUUUCAAUGUGAU
Molecule: messenger RNA, 4034 nt
Organism: Propithecus coquereli (Coquerel's sifaka)
Lineage: Eukaryota; Metazoa; Chordata; Mammalia; Primates; Indriidae
Gene: RBM6
Product: RNA binding motif protein 6
Exons: 19
Coding region: 969-3914 (981 amino acids)
Biological process (GO): mRNA splicing, via spliceosome
Cellular component (GO): nucleus
Molecular function (GO): RNA binding
Source: RefSeq, a predicted model, not a curated record